Messenger RNA from Sus scrofa (pig), 2467 nucleotides. RefSeq names its product solute carrier family 19 member 1 (gene SLC19A1). The record is from RefSeq and is a predicted model, not a curated record. NCBI's taxonomy places the organism in Eukaryota, Metazoa, Chordata, Mammalia, Artiodactyla, Suidae. Gene Ontology annotation, biological process: methotrexate transport; folate transmembrane transport. Gene Ontology annotation, molecular function: methotrexate transmembrane transporter activity; folic acid binding; folate:monoatomic anion antiporter activity. Gene Ontology annotation, cellular component: apical plasma membrane; basolateral plasma membrane; plasma membrane.
GCGAAGCUGCUGCGCCCGUCCGACGCGGACCGCGGGGUCGACCGCGGGGCGCGCGCCUGAGACCUUGCGGCUGGGGUCGGUGGUGACGUGUGGCGGGGGCGGGACCAGGCGCGCCCCUCCCCCAGUCUCCCGGAAGCGUGCCGCCGCGGGGCAUUGUGGGCAUUGUGGUCCUGGGGGGCACAGAGCUCGGGAGGCCGCGAGCUGGCAGGCUGUGUGGGUGCAGAGUCCUGGGCCAGCUCAGACCUUCAGACACGCUUCUGACUGGAAGCACCGCCUCGGGGUUUCAGAAGCCAUGGGCGUCCAGGAAGUAGAAACGAAGACAGCAGUUUUCUUUCCCGGCGCUGGAGUCUGAGACGUCUGUCCGGGGACUCGGGGACACCAGGUCCCGCAGCGCCGCCAGGGCCCCGGGUGGCAUGGAGCUGCCUGGCCCAGAAGGGGAGAAGCAGGCGUCUGCGGAGCCCCGGCCGGGUGGCAGGCUGCCGUCCUGGUGGUGCCUGGUCUUCUUCCUCUGCUUCUACGGCUUCCUGGCCCAGAUGCGGCCCGGGGAGAGCUUCAUCACGCCCUACCUCCUAGGCCCCGACAAGAACUUCACGCAGAAGCAGGUCACCAACGAGAUCACGCCGGUGCUGUCCUACUCCUACCUGGCCGUGCUGGUGCCCAUCUUCCUGCUGACCGACUACUUGCGCUACACGCCCGUGCUGCUGCUGCAGGGCCUGAGCUACGUGUCGGUGUGGCUCCUGCUGCUGUUCGGCUCCACGGUGCUGCACAUGCAGUUCAUGGAGUUCUUUUUCAGCAUCACCAUGGCCGCGCGCAUCGCCUACUCCUCCUACAUCUUCGCGCUCGUGCCGCCCGCCCGCUACCAGCGCGUGGCCGGCUACUCGCGCGCCGCGGUGCUGCUGGGUGUCUUCACCAGCUCCGUGCUGGGCCAGCUGCUGGUCACGAUGGGCAGGGUGCCCUUCUCCACGCUCAACUACGUCUCGCUGGCCUUCCUGCUCUUCAGCCUGGUCCUCACGCUCUUCCUGAAGCGCCCCCAGCGCAGCCUCUUCUUUAACCGCAGCGCGCCCGCCCCUGCGAGCUGGACCCCAUGCGCCCGGGCGGCGCCCCCCGGUGGGCGGGCGGCCCGGCGGGACUCGGUGCUGGCGCGCCUGCUGCGGGAGCUGGCCCGCGCCCUGCGACUGCCGCAGCUGCGCCUCUGGUCGCUCUGGUGGGUCUUCAGCUCGGCCGGCUACUACCUGAUCGUCUACUACGUGCACAUCCUGUGGAACGUGGUCCACCCCACCGCGGACAGCUCGCGGGUCUACAACGGCGGCGCGGACGCCGCCUCCACGCUGCUCGGUGCCAUCACUUCCUUUUCUGCCGGCUUCGUGAAGAUCCGCUGGGCGCUGUGGGCGAAGCUGGUCAUCGCCGUGGUGACGGCCGUGCAGGCGGGGCUCGUCUUCCUCAUGUACAGCACGAGCAGCAUCUGGCUGUGCUACGGCGCCUUCGUGCUCUUCCGCGGCGCCUACCAGUUCCUGGUGCCCAUCGCCACGUUCCAGAUCGCGUCCUCUCUUUCUCAAGAGCUGCGGGCCCUGGUCUUCGGAGUCAACACCUUCCUCGCCACCGUGCUGAAGACCGUCAUUACUGUCAUCGUCUCCGACAAGCGGGGCCUGGGCCUCCCGGUCCCCUCUCAGUUCCUCAUCUACUCCGUGUACUUCCUGGUGCUCUUUGUCGCCUACUUCUUCGCAGCUGUGCUGGCGGGCCUGCGCCACUUCCGACAGGGCCGCCACCAGCCCCUGGCGCUGGCCCAGGAGCUGAGGAGUCCCGCGCACGAGAAGGCUGGGCAGGCGCUGAGCGCACAGGCCGGGGCCCCGGGGGACGGUGCCAGGGCCUCCCGGGAGCGCUGCCAGCUGCCCGAGACCAGAGCCUGACCCACCCGGCCUGCUGUCCUGCCCGCUGAGCGGCCAGAUUCCUGACGCCAGAGCCUCCUGGGCCUUGACCUCUGGGCACUGAUGCGUCCCUGCAGCUGCCUCUCCUCUUGGGGUCAGCAGGCCAUGCUGUGGCAUCGUCCGAAUUCCAGCCUUCAGUUGCAGUACCGGUGACCCAGGGGUCCCUAAUGGUCCGUCCCCGUGACCCCCACCCCAGCGAGGGGUCCUUGGCCUGUCCCAUGUGGCCCCGAACGCGGCACCCUCGGCCUGCUUCACGCCCUGGCGGGGGCGCUUCCUCAUGCCCACAGGCCUUUGUCCUCACCCCCAGGGAGGCAGGUCCCACUUGUCCCCAGGUGGUCCCAGAUGCCAGCCAGGGAACUGGCCCCCCUCAGCUGUCCUGGGCCCUGCGGGCGGGAGUGGGAGCCAAGGUCCUGGGGCCCGCGGCUAAACUGUGACAUUUGUAAUUGUUCAGGUGCUUGCAUUUUAAAUGAUGCUCUGUUCCUUUUUAAAAAACAAAACAAAACAAAACAACAACAACAACAGAAAGCUGGCACAGAUGAGAA